CUCCAACUCCACAGAUUUCGAAUACUCAACGAUACUUCUAGCGACAUCUGGUGGAGGAAUCUGAAAAUUUAUUCGUAAGUUUAGUCUCGCGACGAAGGGGAGAUCGAUUCCGCUUGAUUCCGUAAUUGAAAUUCUUGCGUUCCCUCCAUUUCGUCGUUACGCUUCGGCCGUCCUCGGUUAUAUGCCGAUUGAACGAGAGCGGCGGUGUAGCGGUGUUCGAGUAGCGCAGAGUAGCGGCAGAGUGACGGGCGCCGAUUGGCUGACGCAGCUCGCGCCGCCGAGAGACCGGCCAAUCACGGCGCGCGCCGCUACGGCCCGUAGGGCGCAACAGUCCACAACAGUCUCCGUGGAAAGCACCGUCUCCUGGGGUGCCUGUCUGACACGCGUUAUGUGCUCGAUGCCAGGAUUUUCGUCGCAGCUGGCCGGAUGACAACGACGUAACAUCAUGGCGGAUAACGAUAAGAAGCCGAUGUCACGUUUAAUGAAACUCGCCAAUAAGUUCAAUUGCUUCUACCUGUCAGGUUUACAUGCAGGAGAAUGCAGAGCUUUUGUUGUCGAUGGACAGCAAAUCGGACUUGUUCGUCCAGAUGUGAUGAAAGAAAUAUUAAAUCAUCCUCAAGUAUUUCAAGUACAUCCCGAAUAUGUGCAAUUAAAUCCAGCCUUUCGGGAUUAUGCUGAAAGAAGUGCACGCGUCGAUGAAGUAUUAAGGGAAUGGAUGGCCGGUGGGAAGUUUGUAACAUUACGAGGCUGGAGAGAGGAAUGCUAUGAAGUGCGUUCACAAUUUAAUACGCUACCAUUGUUUAAGAUGGAUCGUUCGGCUACAUGUCUAUUUGGAAUUCGAAAAUACGGAGUGGAUAUAAACGGCUAUGUAAUGGAUCCUGUCAAGGGCUUGUCAAUAUGGUUACAAAAGCGUAGUCCGAAUAAACAGACAUGGCCGGCGUAUUGGGAUAGUAUGGUGAGUGGUGGAUUGAGUGUUGGUUAUGGUAUAAAUGAAACCGCGAUAAAAGAAGCUGGUGAAGAAGCUGGUAUUCCGAAUCAUCUCAUUGCUAAGCUUAAGAGCGCUGGCUGCGUAUCGUUCUUCUUUGAAAGUGAGAGGGGUCUGUUUCCCAACACGGAAUUUGUAUAUGAUCUUGAACUGCCGCCCGACUUUGUACCGAACAAUAGUGAUGGAGAAGUAGAGACCUUCGAAUUACUCCCCGUUAGUGAAUGCUUAGAGAGGAUACUUUCCCCACAUUUCAAAACCACUUCUGUACCAGUUGCCCUUGACUUCUUAAUUAGACACGGAUACAUUACAGCAGAGAACGAGCCUAACUUUAUACAGAUUGUGGAGUUACUUCAUGUACCUCUGCAGACUAUGUACAAUCAUCGACACAAAGCUAGUAAUAGAAUGGCUAAUGGUGAAGCGAUCGAUGCUUUAGAAAAAGUUUAAGUUUCGCUAGGCUUUUAAUUUAUACUGUGCUAAUGGCUAUGAAUUGAAUGAAAUGAAUGACGUUCCUUUUCUAUGUUUCUUCAUUGGACAAGUAUUGAAAAAUCUCAUAUUACAUACAGUCGUACACAUGUAAGACGUAAACAGCUUUUUUAUAAUUGAUAAAGAUCAUAAUUUAUAAAGAGGACUACAUGAAUUUAUAGAUAAAACACACUUCUAUUG
Molecule: messenger RNA, 1648 nt
Organism: Trachymyrmex septentrionalis
Lineage: Eukaryota; Metazoa; Arthropoda; Insecta; Hymenoptera; Formicidae
Exons: 6
Coding region: 446-1429 (327 amino acids)
Molecular function (GO): 8-oxo-dGDP phosphatase activity
Source: RefSeq, a predicted model, not a curated record